CUUUGGGAAGGCAUUGUCAUGCAAAUAAAGGACGCGUAAAAAUAUUCGCCCGGAGCACGGCGCAGUUCAGAGACUCACACGGACCGCCAGGAGGAACGCACGCAUCCCGGGGCCACAAAGUGGUUUAUCUGUCGCCAGGACACGGACCCGUCCAUCCGUCGCAGACAUCUGCAUGGCCACAUGAGCAGCGACAUAUAGCCAGGAAGCUGGUUGGACCGCUGAAGGAAGGGAUCCAGCAACCAGGAGGCUGCACUUUGGUGAAUGUGGUCAUCCUGCCAGUCUCCGCAGUGAAAUCGGAGGUGUCUUUUCUUCAUCUCCUUGUGCAGAUUACCUGCUGCUGCUACUAGAGAAGGAAAACUACAUCCACACACCCCUGGAGCGCUUUUAGACACUUUUAUAUUUUAGGGGGAUAUUCUCUGCACAUUUUUGCACACCAAGUGUGCCAUUUUCCCUUUUUGUCCUUUUUGGGAUAUAUCCAGUGAUCGUUCACCGUUAAAGUGCCUUAAAACUGGGUAAAAUCCAGCAUAACUGUGGCACUGUAUCAGACCAGAGACGCUCGACACAGCUUUAGAGCCGAGACAGGAUUAUUUCUCGUCCCCCCCCUCACCCUCCAGCGAGCUGCAAACAUGAGCCAGGCGGAUGUCUCGACUUGCUCCGCGCCGCAGAGGGUCUUCCAGGAGGCUGUGAAGAAGGGCAACACCAAGGAGCUGCACUCGCUUUUGCAGAACAUGACAAACUGCGAGUUCAACGUCAAUUCCUUCGGGCCAGAGGGACAGACAGCGCUCCACCAGUCUGUGAUCGACGGUAACCUGGAGCUGGUGAAGCUGCUGGUGAAGUUUGGUGCAGACAUCCGACUGGCUAACAGGGAAGGGUGGAGCGCUUUACAUAUUGCCGCCUUCGGGGGCCACCAGGACAUUGUGCUAUACCUCAUCACCAAGGCCAAGUAUUCCUCUGGGGCCCGGUGAUCUGUCUUUGCUGUCAGGUAAAAAUAGAACAUUUUAAUAAAACAAAAAACACAUCAGCAACAAAUUUCAUCCUAAACUGCAAUGCACGAAGAAAUAAAUAACCGCUGCCAUUAUUUACAUAGUUGUGCCAAAAUGUAUGAUUUAAUCUCCCAUCACUGUAAAUCAAGCAGAACCAUCGGUGCGCACCAGAGCCGGCCCGAGGCUCUAAGAAGCCUUUAGCAGAAUUUGAUUUGGGGGCCACAUUUCUUCCACUUCUGUAAUGAUUUAAAAACUAACAUUUCAGACAUCCUAUGAUGCUUUUAGGGCUAAAUUCAAUGCAAAUUUAAAUAGAGGUGAAGUCAAAGAAAAUGUUUUCAAGCACUAAGAGCUUAAAAUAUUCCAGGCUGCCUUUUGGUACUUUGUGGAAUAACAGUAACAACUUUUUAGUUGUAUAUGUAACUGCAGGAAAAAAAUUGUGAUUUCAAGAAAAUUUUAAAGACUUAUCCACCAUAAAACAUCAAGCAGAUAAUAUUAAACCAAUUCACGGUUCAAACACCAAACUACAGACAUUUACAUCUAGUACGUGUCCUUUAAAAAAGAAAACUUGAUUCUCUGACGAUUUCAAAUCUAUGAAAUUUACUUUCUCGAGAGCAUCUAAUAAGCUUUAAAAGUAUACAAAUUUCUGUAAAUAAAUCUAACAUUUUAAGCUCUACAUUCUAUGUGGAAGAUGGGCCCCCUGAUUGUUUUGGGGUCUUAAGCAGUGUUCUAGUUUGCCUAUGCCUCGGGCUGGUUCUGACUUACAAUCACACGGCGCUCUUAAAAAAAGCACCUCACUCCAGUGAGUUUGUUGGUACUUAAAGUUUUCGUCUUGAAUGUUCAUACAAGAUCAUUAUAGAAGAAGCUGCCACAGUGUGUGUUUAUGUAUGGACUGCGGAGUGCAGAUGGCCCAGUUUUUUAAUUCAAAGAGAAUUUUCUCUUUGCAGGAGCACAGAUUUGACCUGUUGCUCUUCAUUGUAUAAACCCAAUUUCAUUUUUUUAAAUUUUUUUGGUUAAGUUAUUUUUAUGUGAAACACGGCACUUGAUGCUGCUCGGCUGCAUGCUGGAAUAUCUGAAAGGGAAGACAUGCGAACGAGAGGAGAAGCCUUUUUGCUGGUUUCCUGAGGUCUCUCUUUUUUCCCCUUAAGUCAGUUUAACUCAGAAUGAAAAUCAUUUUAGUUACAUCUAUGUUUUUAUAAAAUAUGGGUUCCGAUUCAUUUUUUAAGUCCAAAUUACACACUCUUCUGGACAUAAAUCAAUCAAUUCUCAUUGCAAAGUUUAUAAUCUACAUUUUUAAGACAUUUUAUUUUAGGCUUUGGAAAAGGAAACCUGCGAAAAUCCCAGACUGCAAACAUGGAUGAAUGCAUUAUUUAGACAAUGGGACAGUGAAUAAAGUCUGGACAUGCAAAUAUUAUAUAUAUAUUUCUUGAGAAUUGAUUUCAUUUUCCAUACAGCGUAGGAACCAUGUGUAACAAGUGACUCCAUCAUUGUUGUGAAGUACUGUACACAAUAGCUUUACCUUUUUGACAGUUGCUGAAUGGGCUCUGCAAACACACAUCUUGCCAUUGCUGGUGUGCCAACCUUUCAGGCCAGUGCGACCACUCCGCCCUGGUGGUCAUCGUAUUAAGAACCGCUGCUUUCGCUUUAUAUGUUGUUUUUUAAAAAGAGGAACAUUUGGAUUUCACUUUAUAAUCUCCUUUCAGUAUUCUGUUAACCCCUAGUCAUCACUGUGAAAGCAGGCUGGUUUUAUUGUUAUUUUUUUAUAUUUAUGAAGGUACAUUGAGAAGAUGCAUUUUUGAAUAUGUUGUGGUUCUACUUUUAAAAGAAAAACAUCUGUAGAGUCAGAGUAUAGUAGGUGACUCAAGCUGCUUCAGACUCUUCUUUUUUUGUUUAAACCCAAACCUGCAACCCCCUCUUUAGAUAACCGACACAGCUUUAGCCUGUUGACCCUCAAAAGGACUUUUAGUUAUGCUGACUUUUUUUCCCAUUUGGUUGCCCUUUUCCCAGCUACCUCGACUGUAAAGUGUUCUCAAGCUGUUCUUCCUUCUCCCAGUUUGUCCCCACCAAUCAUGCCAGUAUCUGUCUGCUAUGUAACUUUAACAGAGAAGAUGGACUUCGGUGCAGAAGAUGCAAUGCAUUCCUCAGUCAGAACAGUUAUGUUACACUACAACCAAACCAGUGCUGACAAAAGCAUGCUUCCCAUCUAAACUCCUCUCACUCCCUCUCUGUCCUCUCUCUGUCCUUAUCAGCCUGUUUUAUGAUUAUUUUUUCAUUGUAUAGCAUGACUUAUAAAUGCAGGGAGUUUUAUUGCACAAAAAACAGAGCCUUGCGCGCCCCUAGUGUUCAAAGGGGGUAACUUCAGAAGGCUUUGGGAUAUUUUCUACUACUGAGCAGGAUCCUUUUUACUGAUGGACAAUGAAGACUUUAUUGAUAAAUAACAACACAUGACUAUUGCAGGAUGUCACACAACAGAUAAAACAGGAAAUUUGGGUUUUGUAAGCUUGCCUGCUACAUUUUGAAAGUCAUGACACCCUAACUAUUUGUUUUUAACAAUGCUGCUUGUUUUAUGUCUUUUCUUAAUUAUGAUUUUUUUUUUAAAGCCUACUGCUUCACAGCAAUACUGGUCCAAUUCAUGAGAAGCUUUUAAAAAAGUGUCUUUUAUUUUGACACUGUGUUUGCUUCUCAUGGGGACCCGUGUGACCGGGUUUAAAACAGUUAUCAAGCCAGACUGAGAACUUCCCAGGAAAAACAAACAAAUAAACAUCCGGAAUCCUAUAAUAUAGCUCCACUAAGUUAAGGUAUAGAUACGCAUCAGGCAACAAAUAAAAAUAUGCAUCGCUUGUGUUAAACUUGAUCUUUCUUUUUUUUUUUUUUUUUUGAGAAAAAAAAAUAUUGCACUGAUGACUGUCGUUAAAAAGUUGACUUUUAUAUGUCAACAUUUAAUUUUUUUUUCUGAAUAGAAAAAAAAAACACAAACACAACAAAAUACUAUUGUAUAUGUAUACGCUCCAGGUGAUAAUGUCCUAAUGUAUGUUUUACUUUGUGGAAAAAAACAAAAAAACAUUUUUCAACAAAGAUGUGUGUAUCUCUGUGAUUGGGUGUAUGUAUAUAUACAUAUGGAUAUAUAUAUCAAAGCUGAUGAUGAUGAUGAUGAUAUCUCGGGGCACUUUCUUUUCUGAAGUGCUGUCUUCCUGUUGUGUCGUUUUAAAAGGGGGAAUAAUACAUUUGAUGGUAAGAUCAUUGUAACGAUGUUAAAAAUUGCACGCUUGUGUGGUUAUUCGGCUCACCGAGUCAUAACAUUUAUGACCAGCAGAGCCAGCUGUCGGACUGGUGUACAUGAGUGAGAUGAUAUUUUUUUUCUAGAAAAA
Cyprinodon tularosa is the source of this 4348-nucleotide messenger RNA. It is a transcript of the gene nrarpa, whose product is annotated as NOTCH regulated ankyrin repeat protein a. The record is from RefSeq and is a predicted model, not a curated record. Bases 627 to 965 code for a protein of 112 amino acids. Gene Ontology annotation, molecular function: phosphatase regulator activity; protein binding; enzyme inhibitor activity. Gene Ontology annotation, cellular component: cytoplasm. NCBI's taxonomy places the organism in Eukaryota, Metazoa, Chordata, Actinopteri, Cyprinodontiformes, Cyprinodontidae. The transcript is spliced from 2 exons.